Molecule: messenger RNA, 1686 nt
Organism: Arachis duranensis
Lineage: Eukaryota; Viridiplantae; Streptophyta; Magnoliopsida; Fabales; Fabaceae
Product: GDSL esterase/lipase At5g45910
Exons: 5
Coding region: 461-1633 (390 amino acids)
Molecular function (GO): hydrolase activity, acting on ester bonds
Source: RefSeq, a predicted model, not a curated record
AAACAAAAGAAAGAUGUAAGCAGAUUAAAUUGAUUGGCCAUUUUUCCUCUGGCUAUAUUGUUGGAGAAAGUAAAAAGCUUUUCAAACUUGAUAAAAUUGAAAACGAAUUUUUAAAAUGUUAUUUCUCUUAACUAAAGCAGCGUUGCUAAGCUAUAACCUACAAGAGGCAAGAAGCUAAGCACUGAUAGUCCAUACAAGUAUCAGUUUUCAUUCAUUUAUAUGUGAGUUUCAUUUGAAUCUAAUAAUGAUGGUCCUCUUUCAAUGACAAUAAAAACUCCAGCUAAUUACCUACAUCUUACAACUCAUGACUCUCCGUUUUUAAAUGAAUUACAUAAUUAAACGAGUACAAGGAACUUUCUGAUGAAAAGAUGGUAUCCGUGGCAACAUUUAAAGCUCAACUGCAAAUAUAGGCUAGUUGAGUCUGUUGGCUUAUAAAUGCCUCAUUAUUAAAAAUCUAAUCAUGUACAUUUUUUGGCUUCUUCAUUCAUACCUUUACGCUAACAACAUGAUGAAGUUCUAUAUCCUCUUAAUCAUAGGAUAUUUCUCAUGUUGUUUCCAUGAUAAGGUUGUUUCAGUUCCAAGUCCUAUUCCAUAUAAGUCUGUUUUCAACUUUGGUGACUCAUUGAGUGACACUGGCAAUUUCCUUGCCUCUGGUGCCAUUCAAUUCCCCGUCAUCGGAAAGCUUCCUUAUGGGGUAACCUUCUUUAGAAAGGCCACUGGCCGCUGCUCCGAUGGCCGACUGAUAAUUGAUUUCAUAGCUGAGGCAUAUGGUUUGCCACUUUUGCCACCGUAUCUGAACCUAAGCAAUGGACAAAACAUUAAGCAAGGAGUGAAUUUUGCUGUUGCUGGAGCCACUGCGCUAGAUGCAGAUUUCUUCAUCCAAAGGGGAAUUGGAAAAGCUUUGUGGACUCGUGAUUCAUUGAACGUUCAGCUUGGCUGGUUCAGGAAGCUUAAACCCUCUCUUUGCACCACUAAACAAGAUUGUGAUAACUACUUCAAGAAUUCUCUAUUCAUGGUGGGGGAGAUAGGUGGUAAUGAUUAUAACUAUGCGGCAGUUUUUGGUGGAAAUGUUAGCCAACUACUAGAUAACGUUCCUGUAGUUGUUGAAGCAAUAACAAACGCCACAAGGGCAUUGAUAGAAGAAGGAGCAGUGGAGUUAGUGGUGCCGGGAAAUUUUCCAGUUGGGUGCUCAGCUGUGUACCUGACCUUGUUUAGAAGCCCAAACAAAGGGGACUACGAUGAAAAUGGAUGCUUGAAUGCCUUCAACGGUUUUGCAAUGUACCAUAACGAACAGCUCCAACUUGCUUUAAGGAAUCUAAGGCACAAAUACACUCAAGCAAGGAUCAUCUAUGCUGACUAUUACGGUGCAGCGCAACGUUUCUACCGUGCACCAGGGCACUAUGGGUUCCGAAGGACAUUAAGAGCAUGCUGUGGAGGAGGUGGACCGUUCAAUUUCAACAAUUCAGCAAGGUGUGGUCACGUUGGCUCAAACGCAUGUCCAGAUCCAUCCAAGUAUCCUAACUGGGAUGGAAUUCACUUGACAGAAGCAUCUUACAGGCACAUAGCUAGGGGUCUAGUUAACGGUCCUUUCUCAAGGCCCCCUCUCAAGUCCUCUCCCUUUAUCAUACCAUAGACAUAAAUGUAACAAUGACAUUCAAAUAACACCUUCCCUUGUUAACUACUUCA